UUUAACUACGCUUUGGGAACUCACUCUUCCAUCCUUCAAAUUAUCUAUGAGGUCACAGCAAACUGCACUCUAUAUAAACAACAUACUGGCGUGUAGAGAGGAGACGACAUGGAUAAGCACGCACACCAAUUUAAUUUCUUUGCUCUGCUUUAAUUCUUUGUUUCUGUUUACCAAGCUGAGGAAUCUUAUUGAUGACCGAGGAAGAUAAUUGUUCACCGUCGUCCAACAAUCGCGGCUACGGGAUGAAAUUGUUCGGCUUCGACGUGUCCGAAGGUCAGGAGGCCGGCGGAUCGACCUCCGACGCCGCCGACGCCACCACGACCGCCUCCGGCGGCGCCAGAGACAGGGCCAAGUACGAGUGUCACUACUGCCGCCGGGAGUUCGCCAACUCGCAGGCGCUCGGCGGCCACCAGAACGCGCACAAGAAGGAGCGGCAGCACCUGAAGCGCGAGCAGAUGCAGCGACAGCAGCAGCAGCAGAAUCUCCUCUACGGGGGCGGCGGCGGCGGUAGCCGCAGCAGCAGCGCGCUGUAUCCGCGGAACCCGAUUGGCUGGGCCUUCGCGCCGCCGCCCCAUCUGCUAACGGGCCCACCCGCUGCCGACUCCGCCACCAGGUGGUUCUAUUUUUCGCGCACUGCCAAUGAGCCAGCGGCGGCGGCGGAGCCCAUCCACGUGGCGCACGGUUGCGCAUUUCCUCCAUCGUCCCCUGCCUCGGGCUUCUCUCGCGUCCCCGCCGGAUAUGCGCGCGGAGCGCUUGCCCACGAAGCGGGCAGCGGCCACGCAGCCGCAGCGGAGACAGGCUCGAGCUCGUUCGCGAGGCCGGCGAAGAAUUCGGCCGGACCCGGCGAGUCGUGCAGGUUGGACCUCAAGCUCAGCCUGGCUCCAGGCGGGUGGUGACUCGGGUCAAUUAACUAAUUAGCACGCUUCGUACGCCACCAACGACCGGUUCAGAGAUGAAACGGAGGGAUCUUUUAGCCAUAUAACAAAUGCAAAACCUUGUAGUUAAUUAAAGUUCUUUCUUUUUUUCACCAGAUCUUUUCUGAAAGAUUUGUGAGCAUAUAUAUAUA
Messenger RNA from Zingiber officinale, 1066 nucleotides. RefSeq names its product zinc finger protein GIS3-like. The record is from RefSeq and is a predicted model, not a curated record. Gene Ontology annotation, cellular component: nucleus. Gene Ontology annotation, biological process: cytokinin-activated signaling pathway; trichome morphogenesis; gibberellic acid mediated signaling pathway. NCBI's taxonomy places the organism in Eukaryota, Viridiplantae, Streptophyta, Magnoliopsida, Zingiberales, Zingiberaceae. Gene Ontology annotation, molecular function: transcription cis-regulatory region binding; DNA-binding transcription factor activity. The transcript has a single exon. Bases 192 to 896 code for a protein of 234 amino acids.